AAAUAAUACUCGUAUAACGGCACCCAUUCAUUUUUAUGCGAUAGCACGGUGUAACGAAAUUACCGUUAUCUGGCUACUUAAAACUACGUCUACCUAACAUUGCUAGUUUCACUGAACAUGUAGUCCAGCAUGGUUAACUUUUAUUAUUGCAAUUCAUUGGGUAAGAAAAAUGCUAUUUAUGGAUACUAUCUGGGCAGAAUGUGAAGAGCAAGGUUUUCGUAUUUUAUAUUGCAGAGGUCUAGAUGCAUCCACCAUUUUUUUUAAUAUAAAAAAAUAUUAAAGAAUAUGGAAAAUGUAAUAAUUAUAACUUGAGAAUAUGUAUAGGGCACUCAUCGUAUAACCAUAUGACUUUCAAAUGACUACGUUUGCUUUAAUUUAUUCAAAAAUUGGGUCAUACCUGCGAAAAAUAGCUUUCCUAUUUCAUAUUUACAAACAAGCUGCAAUAAGAUGUAUAGAUAGCUCAAACUGAGGUACCAAAGGUCAAAUCUUAUCGUUAGUGACAGUAAUAAAAGGAAAAAGGCAGUUAUACAAUUUUAAUAUUGAUUAGAAUUAAUUAUUAAACAGACAUUUUUAAAUCUUCGAAAGUACAAAAUAUAAAGUUUAAGCCUAUAAUUCUUGUCCUGUCGAUGUUAUAAAAGGAUGCUACUAACCAAAUCUGAAGUACACCGACACGUAGAAAGAAUUUAUUGCAUAAUUUUUGCCUAGCAACCUCUGGAAGGAUUGAAGUCGUCUGACAAAUACUAUAAUAAAUGCCCCUUGGUUAAUAUAACAUUUGAAGUUUAUGCUGUAUCAAAGAUGACGAAGGAUCUUUAUGAGACUGAUGACAAUAAUAAACAAUAAACCACUCAUAUUUUGUUUUACUCGUAUCCAAUGAAUUGCAAUAAUGCCCAUAUGAAAUAAGAUCAAUAUGCGGGAGUAAUGGUCGAAAACGUGAAUUUGCCAUGCAAAAUAAAUAAAGACGGCAUACAUAGGGCAAGUUCGGGUUGCAUUUUAAAUUGGUUUGCUGCUUGCAGUUUUUUUUCAGUUGUAAUUCUCUAAUAGCAUCGUAGUUGAAAGCAAGUGGUAUUGAAAAUAGUGCAGUUUGUCAUAAAGUAGCUCUUUAUACGAGAUGUUCCGUUGGGUGGUAAAACUGCGUGGUCUCAGGAUACGCAACUUGGUGAUGGCGCCACCGGGUAUUGCUGCCCUAAGGGUCUUCCUGUGGACAGUAUUCCGGGCAGCCAACUUCCUCUACCUUCCUGUGUUCGUCACAAGAAUCUUCCACAGGGCAACACCUUGUCCGCCGAUUGAAAAUGACAUACUCCUAUUAACAGCUGUUGAGUUGGCUGAGAAAAUAAGGAAACGAGAACUAACAUGCGAAGCUGUAGUCAAAGCCUACAUCGAAAGAGUAAAAGAGGUGAACCCAAUCAUCAACGCAGUAAUUGAGGACAGGUUCCACGAUGCCCUGGAAGAUGCUAAGGAAGUGGACAGAUUCCUAUCCAACACGUUGAUGACAACUGAGGAAAUAGAAGAGAAGAAACCAUUGUUAGGUAUCCCACUAACAGUGAAGGGAAGUAUAGAAGUUGAAGGAAUGAAAAAUACAUCUGGAGUUGUAUCCAGAGCUAACGUAAUAGCAAAAGAAGACGCGAUCAUUGUGAAGUCCGCGAGAGAUGCUGGUGCUAUUCCGAUACUCACCUCUAACAUACCGGAGUUGUGUCUUAACUGGGAGUCCACUAAUAAAUUGGUGGGUACUACAAGGAAUCCUCAUAAUACCACCAGAACUGUAGGAGGAUCGUCUGGAGGAGAGGCAGGUCUUCUAGCAACCGCAGCCUCAAUAAUCGGUGUUGGUUCCGAUAUAGCAGGUUCUCUUCGUCUCCCAGCUCACUUUUGCGGAGUUUGGGGUCACAAGCCUACUCCAAGAGUAGUUCCCUUCGCAGGACACUAUCCUAGCUGCAAGAAUGAGGAUGAAUGGAGAGAAGUAUUUACAUUGGGGCCCAUGGCAAGGUACGCUAAAGAUUUGAAGCUAUUAUUGAAAAUAAUAGCUAAUCCAGAAGCUAAGGAGACACUGCGAUUGGACGAACCAGUUGCUCUUGAAGAUUUACGUAUAUACUAUAUAGAAGAUCUUGAGUCGAUAUUGACAAACAAAGUCAGCAGUGUAUGCUUAGAUGCGUUACAUAGUGUAGUUGACCACAUGAACAAACUAUGUCAUGUAGAAUGCGAAAAAGCAAAAAUACCUUUAUUGAAAUACGCCCCAGAGAUGGCGUCUCUAGUGUUACUUGAUAUUGAUGACGUCGACAACCUAUUUGUUGGUAGAGGAGAUGGAUCAUACGCAGAGCUUUUCAGAUAUUUCACAUUCCGAUCAAAAUCAGUCUUCAUGGCGAUUGCGUAUGGUGUGGUACGCAAACUCUCAAAGUACAUACCAAAUUCGACCGUGGAAGACUGCAGAAAAAAGCUGAGUGAGAUGAAAGCUGAACUGAUAAAGAUGUUAGGAGAUAAUGGUGUCUUGCUCAUUCCUACCUUUCCGACAGAAGCACAUCCACACGGUGAUAUUUUGAGAAAAGUACUGGACUCCGGAUACUGCGUGAUAUUUAACGCAUUUGGACUACCCGUAACAAACUGUCCGGUGAAGUUUUCCAAAAAUAAACUUCCUGUUGGUAUUCAGGUUGUCAGCGCACCACAUAAUGACAGACUCACCCUGGCCGUGGCAGCAGAAAUUGAAAAAACUUUCGGUGGUUGGAAGCCGCCACAACCCAGAGAGAAAGCAUGUUAUUAGAAUCUACUAUGUAUAUUAAAUAGUAUAUCAGCAGUAUUUGUGAGGAUUGUGAUGUGUGAUUUAUGUUGAGAAUAAGCAAAUAGUUUUUUUGUUUGUACUAAAUUGUGAUUAUUUUUGUAUGAAUAACUUAUUGUGAAUAAAAUGUUUUUGUUAAUAGUGAGUAACAUUU
Messenger RNA from Acanthoscelides obtectus, 2918 nucleotides. Lineage: Eukaryota; Metazoa; Arthropoda; Insecta; Coleoptera; Chrysomelidae. The record is from the annotation of a GenBank genome assembly.